CUUCGGUUGUUCGGUUUACUGCUACACGGCAGUAGGGAACGAAAAUUUCGAUGUUUAUUCAUAUUUUCCUGUAGAAAAAGUGCUUGUUUCGGUUCGAAAUUAUUGCUAAAGUGAAAACGGUGUUUUGUGCAAUGUCAGUGAUAUAAAAUUCGCAGCGAAAUGUUACCGAAAGCAGGAAAAUUCGAACGAUAAAUUAUUCGUGAAAAUUUCAGAACAGUUUUUUUCCCUGCAUUCACACACAUUACAGACAAGGCCAACGCAUUCGAACACAAAGAGGGUGCAUACAAGAAAAAGAAGCAGUGGAUUGAAUAUUUUGAUCGAGAACACGAUACUGGUCUGGACAAUAGCCUACUUUAUUAUUUGUUGUGGUAACAUCAGCUGCAACAGUAGUAGGCGCUAACGAAAUAAUAACUAGUUGUACAGCGAGGUGAACAUCGCAGGUGCAGCGGAAACAGGAGCUGCUUAGCUCGAAGUGUACAGCGUAGAAACGACCGUCAGGUUCCUAGCGGGGACACCUUUCUGCCUGCCACUCGGAGCUCGAAUCAACUCAGCAUGGAUACCGCAACGGGAUCCGGCCUGAUGGAGGAGUACGAUCUGAUGAAGCAGUCCAAAUAUCGGGUGUAUAUGUCCAAUAUCGACAAGGCACUGAAGAACUUCGAGUACUCGAGCGAAUGGGCCGAUCUGAUUUCGGCGCUCGGCAAGCUGAACAAAGUCAUUUCCUCGAACUCACAGUAUCAGAUCAUACCGAGGCGAAUCAAAAUCUCCAAACGGUUGGCGCAGUGCAUGCAUCCGGCUCUGCCUUCGGGGGUGCACCUGAAGGCACUGGAAUCGUACGAUGUGAUAUUUAGUAACAUCGGAGUGGAUCGGUUGGCGUCGGAACUGUUCAUCUACAGUGCCGGUUUGUUUCCGCUGCUCGGUUAUUCGGCUAUGAACGUUCGGCCGACGCUGUUGUCGAUCUAUGAGAAGUACUUUGUUCCUUUGGGUGAAAAGCUGCGGCCUGCGCUGAGUGGGUUUCUCAGCGGGGUUUUUCCCGGUCUUGAAUCGGGUCAGGAUCAUUUUGAGCGAACAAGUUCGCUGCUGGAUAAGGUUUGUGCGGCUGUUAAGCCGGAGUGUUUUUAUACCUGUCUGUGGGAGUGUAUCGUGACGAAUGCGUCUGUGCGGUUACCGGCGAUUUCCUACGUGCUGGAACAUUUCGAUAAGAAGCGACCCUGUGCCGAACAGCGAGAACUGAUGGGUAGUAGUGUUGAACUGCUCGUGACCGGACUGUGUAGCUGUUUGAACGAUUCGGUUAUUCUAGUGCAGCGGAAUACGCUGGAGUUUCUGCUGCUGGCGUUUCCUCUGCAUGCUAUCAUUCUGGGUCAGAGGGAUGUUAUCAAACUGGUCAAAACGGCUCUGAACACGAUCCUAAGGCGGGAUAUGUCACUGAACCGGCGGCUGUAUUCCUGGCUGCUGGGUGCCGAUACGUGUCUCGCUAAACAUGUUGAGGAUAUCGGGCAUGACGGAGAAACCUCCGAUCCGAAUACUUAUUUUGAGACGCACUCAAAAGCGGUCCUGAUAAGUGCGUUUAAACUGAUUCUCAAAGCCAGUAUUGCCUCCAGUCCAAUCGAUCUAAGUCCGUACCGAAUACUGAUUUCCCUUCUGGAUAAGGCAGAAAUAGGUCAGAGAAUAUUGGACGACGUUCUGUGUGACAUAAUCCGCACCAUAUCGCUGUGCAACGGAAACCAUGAGGUGCAGAAAUCGGCCAACCUUCUGUUUUCCACCUUCGACCCGUCCUACAUAUGGAACUAUAUGACCAGCCUCUAUCGGGACGGUGCCGUUAAGAAGCAUCAACAGAAACGACCAUCCAGCAGUGGCAAUGUGAACAGCAUCAACAUGCGAGAACAAAUCCGAAUAGAUUCGGGCCCUCCGGGCACGAUCGAGGUGUGCUAUCUAACGGAGUUCCUACUGGAAACCCUCUCACUCGAAAUGUACAAUGAAACCACGCGGGUGUAUCUGCCGAAGUUUCUCCUGUCGCUCAUACGAAUGCUGACGGUUUAUUCGGAAAACAUGAACUCAACCGAGGUGGCGGCAUCCCUCAAGCUAUGUGUCAAAAUUGUCGCCAAAGUGCAGCCUAUGAUUAUGUCCGAGAAGGUGCUGGAUCUGUCGAUAAGCACCCGCAGCGAGAGCAGUAGCGUCACCCCAGAAGGUCAGGAGGCGAAGGAAACCGUUUCGCUAGAGAAGAGCAAUUCGGAUUCGAAAAUUCACGAAAGUUCCCUGCAGGUCACUUCCCCGGAUGGGUCCUUCACGCGGUCCAGCUCCAGUCAGGGCCUCCACAAGAAAGGAAAAUACAGUAAAAAGUCAAAGAAAUCUAAGUCCUAUACGAAAUUGAGUGAACUGGAUUCGGUGGUUGUCGGUUCUAGUAAGAGAAGUCCGAAGCGGGUGGCGGCGCUCGCCAAUGGGGAACGGAUUGUGGCGGCCAGUUCGACGCCGAAUUUGAAGAAUGAAGAUAGUGGAGGAACGGCAACCGGUGGGGAGUCCAGUCAGGAGGAACGGCACAGUGUGAGCAGUGCUGGGGAGGAUGGACAGUCGGAUAUUGUGCUGAAAGUGCCGCCGAAGGUGGUGGCACCUGCGGUGCCGACACCGGCACAGAUGCCGGACUGUCCCAUCCUGGAGAAGUGUAUCAAACAGUACGUGCUGUUCUAUGAGUUGUACGUUUGUCGGCAGAUUUUCGAUGGGGUGUCGUCCGGUUCGGAAGUUAAUUCGGGUUCGUCGUCGGAGCAGGUUAGUUUGCAGGAUAAUUUGUUCCUCAACUGUGGGGAUGGCAAGAGUUUGCUGACGGAGGAUGUGUUUGUUAUAAAUUCUUUACUGCCGGAGCUGGAGGAGGCGUUCAGUGCGCUGCUGGUGAACAGUGUUUCCGAUAGUCGGAAGUUGAAGGCAAUCCUGGCGAAAUCGAUGGAUUGUCGACGGGAAUCGGCGGAUUGUGAGCAGUGGACUAGUGGGGGUGGUGGCGAGUGUGGGUCUGAACGGGAUUGUUUCGAGAUUGAUGGACUGCUGGAGGGCAAUGAGAAGCUGAAGCGGUUGCUUUCGGUGCGUGUUUCGGAGUCACUGCGAAGUGCGUUGAAGCUGGCGUGUAAUGUUCUGACGGAAAUGUCUUCGUUUCCCAGCUACGGAAGUGAUUGUGGUCUGACCGAACGAUGUCACGAUGUUCCUGGCUGGUUGAAGGCUUUAACUAUCUUGGCUUCGUUUAUCGGGGACUUGGACACGCAGCUGUCUGCUGCGCAGACACUCAUCGACAUGGUCAGUUUGCUGCGAACGAAUGGACGGAAGCCAAAGUCCAGCAGUUCGGGAACCACUUUCGUUAUGAUGAUGCCCCUGCUUAAGCUAUCUCACGUCGUUUUUCUGGAACGAAAAACCAAAGUGUUUCAAGUUCUGACAACCAUGCUGUGGAACCACCUGGACGCGAAUCGUUCCGAAGCUAGAAACAUUAGCGUUCUACUCUACCGCGUCCACAGCUGUUUGGACACAAGAUUCACGGAAAAUGUGAUCAUCAGCCGAAUAUUGGUGCCACAGCGGGAUCAAGCCAUUCAUGACGGUCGCAAUCUGCACAUGUACUGGUCCAUUCCGGCACUUUCCAGCACAGAACUGCAGAUAGAUCCGGCUGGCUUUCGCCGGUUUCAGCUGCUUUGGAAGCUCGGUCGGGACACGCAUCACGGGAAAGAGUUCGAAAAGCUGCUGUUUCUGGUGCUGGAUAUGCUGACGCUACCGGACAACCUAUCGAUUCAGAUUUUCGUCUCCAAAUGGCUGCAGGAAGCGCUGGUCCGCGGCGAUGUGGGACGUAUUUUGAAACCUCUGAUGAAAAUCCUGCUGAACGAGAGCACCAAACGGAUGAGCAUCGUCUAUACCAAGCGCUACAGACAGGAUCCGGACACGGGCAGUGAGUGGGAGAAAGAUCUGACGGCGGAUGGAGAUCCGUUCCUGGAUAAGGAAUGCUUUGCCGUUAGCUCCGAGGAUGGCUGCAUUCGCUAUCACAUGGAUAAUGUGCUGAGUAAGAAGCGAAGUCCCAUCCGGACGAUUCAGAAAAAGAUUUUUGGAGUUUCGAUCGGCUCGAAUAAAUCCAGCAGCCAGCAGGUAUCGAACUAUAUCACGAACGACAGCUCAAAGGAGGUGGCUGCUGGUGCUGGAGCAGCCGCAGUAGAUGGGGAAGACUAUUCGAAGAUUUCAGUCAUAAUCAACCCACUGGAGAAGGAGUUGAAUGGGAAAAGCUCACCGGGUGCAAUGAGAAAUCGGUCAAAUUCGACGGGUUUGAUCGAUUGUGAGCAGAGUGCGUCAGCACUGGAAACUUCCCUACCCAACGGAUACGAUAAGAAAGAAUUUCAUCGGUCCACUUCGGAUAUCGACGAAGCCAGCGACGGAGAUUUCGAACGAAAGAAAGGUCGACUGAGCGGAGGAAGCUACAGUCGUUCCACGACUGGCACAGGUUUUUACGAUUCGGAAACUAUCAAGCGGUACACCGAGGAUGGACCGAUCGUUGAUUUCGUUAGCAAAUCCGGGGAUCGCUUUAAGAAUCGAAAAACCUACCUAAUCUCCACCGGAGGUGCCGGCAUGGUGGACGAUGAAGGUUUCGUGUCUUCAAUGUCGGAUAGAAAUCUCAACUAUUCGCUCAUUUCGAGCUCGUCAACGGCGACGGUGACUGGAAACGAUGCUGGCAUCAUUUUUGGACUUGGUUCCGAUGAACCAGCACCAGCUGCGAGUUCGGAAACACCAACCAGUGGAAGUGCCUUCGGAGGCGGAUCGCAGCGAAGCAGCAGCACCAGUAAAGAUAGCGGAAAAAGCAAAGAAACGGAACCGUUCAGCUUUGGCCGAAGGAAGAGUUGGAGAAGUUCCUCGAAACUGUACCCGUUCCAUUCUCAUUUCCUAAUUUACGAAUCUGUUUUCAAUACCAAGCAGAUUCUGUACACGUUGGAAACGCUGAAGAACAUCCUCGCCAACGACGGACGGUUCUUCCUGUGCCUUUCGGUGACCACAUCGGUGUCGAGCAGCCAGAUCCGCUCUCUGCUGAUUCGCCAUCGGCGAAACAUCUUCGGCAAAGCCUUCUCCGACGGGCAGGACGAAUCCGAAUACCAAAGCCUCUACCGAGGCUGCAUGUAUCUGGAAGUUAUCGUCACAAUCCUGCUCUACUACACCCGUAGUUUCUACCAGAAGGAUGAAGACCAAAAGACGCAACCCUCGCGGGAUGACAUAAACGGCAAUUCCAAGAUCCAGCUGGAGUGCAUCAAACUGAUGACGAAAAUCUUCUCCGAACUGUUGUCCACCGUGAAGGACGUCGGCAAAAAUCUGGCCAACUACAUUGCCGACCUGAUGGAAAAGUGUAAGGUACAAAAAAUCCUACUCUACUGUUUGACCUCGUCGGUUAACUACUUCACGACGCACCAGUCCUACACGUACACGGAUGAAAUUCUCGCCUUCAGCGAUCCGGAAAAUACUCGCCUCAACGCGGAAGCCUAUCAAAUCGAGCUGCUUAACUUGCUCCUUGCCGUCGUUAAGCUGGAACACGAAAUCAUGAUCCAACGGAACGAUGAACGCUUCAACGAAGGCAUCAAAAACGUCCUUUCGAGCAACUCACCGACGCGUCCCGCGCCGGAAAACAAACGCAUCUACAAGUACAUUCCCAACCAGCUCGUUAGCCAACAGCCAAUGUUCCUUUCGGCGGUACUGUCCGCGCUCCAGUCGGAGCGCCUAAAACACAUCCACAAAAACUGGACCGAUAUGAUCACCUCCUGUUUGACGUGCCUUCCGCUGAACAAUCUCACCAACAUCGUCAUCAGCAUAAUUCACCAACUGUGCGGCAAUCUGGACCGCCUAACGAAGCGCGACCGCAUCUUCAACCAGUGCACCGAUUACAUCGUAGCCCAGUUGGAAGCCAUCACAGUAUUAUCGCACUACUGUCUUCUGGACAGCUCGCAGCAAAUCUCGCUAGCGAACGUUUUCAGCGCGUCCAACAACACGGCAUCCCAAGCAACCAACUCCGGUCAAAUCAUCAACAGCAUAGUCAGCGUAUUUCGUGCGCCAUCCCUACUCAGCGGCAGCCAAGUAAAAAACAGCCACCAAGAGGUGGCCAAAAACGCCAUCCUUAGUCACCUUCCCCGGAUCAUCAUCACCAUCGCGACCCUGUGGGAAACCAGCAUCAGCGAGUUCCGCCACGUCAAGCACCAACUGCUAGAAUUUCUCAGCCCAAUCUCACUGCACUACGGCACCAACUUCCUAACCGCCAUCUCGGUUGCCUGGUACGAACGCAGCAGCGACUCGCCUUCAUCCAGCAGCAACACCCCAACGGAAACGGCCGCCGACGGCGGCUCAACCGAAGGUGACUUCUUCGACAUCAUGGCCAAAGCGCUCCCGCAAGCAUGCGACAAUCAGCUCCUUCUGGUGAAACUCAUAUCCGGCAUUCGAAUCAUGUCGGUUGACUCCUUCAUUCAAACCAUGCAUCAGGUGAUCAAAUCCCCUCCACAAAUCUACCAACCUCCGGUUGGUUUCAACAUGGCCGUCAGUGCACUGGAACUGCUUUUCUUCUACCUGAAAAGCGUAGCUCAAACGCAGUUCAGCGACUGUUGGAGCUCCCUGUACGCCCUGCUGAAAGAUUGCCUGAGCCUACAAAUUCCCGCCCAAUUUGUGGCACUCUCCAUCUUGAACGAAUUCGUUCAGCGCUGUCAAAAGAUGCCGUUCAGUGACAAGAAGGACCUGCGCGAUCUGCACGAUGUUACGUCCCGCCUGGUGGAAGCGAUUUCCAACGUGGCCGGUUCCUGUCUCGAGCAGACCACCUGGCUGCGGCGGAACCUGUCGGUGAAGGAGGAGUUUAGCUCGAUCGAGAGCACCAAGGACGGGCUGCUGAUGCCCUCGAAUCAGCACUACUCCAUACAGGCGCAAUCGAUUCUGGCAGCCAUCCUGGCCAUGCUCCUAGAUGUGGCAUUCAGCUCGCAGGAAAAAGACAAGGUGAACGCGAUCGUAACCGGCGUCAUGUACAACAUUGUGCCUUAUCUGAAAACCCACACCGUGAAGAAUAUUCCGACGUUCCACGCGUGCUCCAACUUGCUGGCAAGUUUAAGCACCUAUCAGUAUACUCGUAAGGCGUGGCGCAAAGACGCUCUCGAUCUGCUCCUGGAUGGGACCUUCUUUCAGUUUGACAGCCGAUGCUUGCCGUAUUGGAAAACUAUCCUCGAUAGUUUGAUGACCUGUGAUAAUACCACCUUUAGAGAUCUUAUGAAUCGCUUGCCACUAGCACAAACGGGAAGUUUAAAUAUUUUCACCUCCAAAGAGCAGGAAUAUGAGCAAAGGGCAUUGCUUCUAAAGCGCCUCGCGUUCGUUAUUUUUUGCAGUGAGUCUGACCAGUAUCAUAAAUUUAUGCCGGAAAUUCAAGAACAACUGGCGAACAGCUUGCGCUUGCCACAGGUUGUGCCACUGAUUCAAUCGGCUGUAUUCCUCUGCUUUCGGGUACUGUUGCUGCGAAUGUCGGCCGAUAAUGUGACCAGCCUGUGGCCGAUCAUUAUUGCCGAAAUGGUGCAGGUGUUCCUUUCCAUCGAGCAGGAACUUAUGACGGACACCGAAGAGUUUAGGUCCCAAUCGAGUCAGCACAUACGAAUGCUCUCGGGAUUGGAUACCGCUUGGGUGACGAAUACCAACAACGGACUGUACUCGUGUGGACAUCCCCACUGGCGGAUGGUUCAACUGGAGACGGCCAAACUACUCGAACUAGGUUGUGUUCUGCCCGCUACUGUAUUGCCACACUUUCAAAUGUACCGCUGGGCGUUUGUGAGUAGCCAAAACGAGAUGUUUCUGAAGCCGGGAAGCUGCGACGAUGCGCGCCGCGUAGCUUUCAUUCCUCACGUGACGCGAAUAUCGCAAUUGAUGGACUUUCGGUAUACUUCUCACUCACCGAAACCCCAAACCAACAAGGGCAGCCACAUCAUGCUGACCUGUCAGUCCAUCAACACGCUGCAGGAUCUGUACAGCUUCUUCUCGACGCUGUCGAUGCGGUGGCCGUCGCACAUUUCCUACACCGCCGACACCGAGAAGGAUACCCGCAGCUGCCUGGAGGAGAUCGAACAGGUGCUGGCGUUGGAUUUUCUCGAAAAGAUGCCCGCAACCAAGUAAAGUAAAGUAAAGUAAAACCGGUAAGACCAGUGAGCGAGCGGGACCUGCCGCUAAAAACGUACUGCUUGUAAAUAUUAGAUGUAUUAUUUUAACGGACAUUUAAUUCGGCUUGUGAUUAUUGUUAGUCUAUGUGUUAUUCUAAUUUUUUCGGUGUCGCUCUGAUUGUGUACAGGACUAAUUUAUCAGUGGUAAAUCUACUCGUUCGAGCAACAAAAAUACAAAUAAUAGUCGUAUUAUCGAGAAAAUGCAAUUCUCUUCCAAAGCGAAACGGCAGAAGUGAUAUGAAACAGGGGACAAACGGCACACAUCAUGACCUAACACAGAAGUGCAUGAAGGUAUUAUCAAAAAAACAAAACAAAAAAGUUUUAAGGACGCCAAGUAUUUGUAAAAAUGUUGAGAAGUUUAGGAAAGGCAAAACAGCAAGAGUGCUGCAUAUAAUAUUUAUGUCUUAACGAAAAAAAAGAAUCUAGUGAAUGUCAAAAUUAAGAAUUUUUUUUAUCCGCUAAUAAAAACAGUUACAAAGUUGUUUUAAAA
Molecule: messenger RNA, 8661 nt
Organism: Sabethes cyaneus
Lineage: Eukaryota; Metazoa; Arthropoda; Insecta; Diptera; Culicidae
Product: protein dopey-1 homolog
Exons: 10
Coding region: 553-8127 (2524 amino acids)
Biological process (GO): Golgi to endosome transport
Cellular component (GO): endosome; trans-Golgi network
Source: RefSeq, a predicted model, not a curated record